UGGUUGAUCUCACAGCAGAUUCCUCAGUUUGAAGAUGUUAAGUUUGAGGCAGCCAGCCUUCUGUCCGAACUGUAUUGUCAGGAGAAUUCAGUGGAUACAGCAAAACCUCUGUUACGCAAAGCCAUCCAGAUUUCCCAGCAGACUCCCUACUGGCACUGUAGAUUGCUUUUUCAACUUGCACAACUACAUACACUUGAAAAAGACUUAGUAUCUGCAUGUGACCUUCUCGGAGUAGGAGCAGAAUACGCUCGGGUGGUAGGAUCAGAGUACACCAGAGCACUGUUUCUGCUAAGCAAGGGGAUGCUCCUUCUAAUGGAACGCAAGCUGCAGGAGGUGCACCCUCUCCUCACCCUCUGCGGACAGAUAGUUGAAAACUGGCAAGGAAACCCCAUCCAGAAAGAGUCGUUACGCGUGUUCUUCUUGGUCCUGCAGGUCACGCAUUACCUGGAUGCUGGGCAGGUGAAAAGUGUGAAGCCCUGCCUGAAACAGCUUCAGCAGUGCAUCCAGACCAUCUCCACGCUGCACGACGAUGAAAUUCUGCCCAGCAACCCCGCUGAUCUCUUCCACUGGCUGCCCAAGGAACACAUGUGUGUGCUUGUUUACUUGGUGACAGUGAUGCAUUCCAUGCAAGCGGGGUACCUGGAGAAGGCUCAGAAGUACACAGACAAAGCACUCAUGCAGCUAGAGAAGCUAAAAAUGCUGGACUGCAGCCCUAUCUUGUCAUCUUUCCAAGUUAUUUUGUUGGAACACAUUAUCAUGUGUCGGCUUGUCACGGGACACAAAGCCACAGCGUUGCAGGAGAUUUCCCAAGUCUGUCAGCUCUGCCAGCAGUCUCCCAGACUAUUUUCCAAUCACGCUGCCCAGCUGCACACUCUGUUAGGGCUCUACUGCAUUUCUGUUAAUUGCAUGGACAAUGCAGAAGCACAAUUUACUACAGCACUGAGGCUCACUACACAUCAAGAACUGUGGGCGUUUAUUGUGACAAACUUAGCCAGCGUGUACAUCAGGGAAGGCAACCGGCACCAAGAGCUUUACAGCUUAUUGGAAAGGAUAAAUCCGGACCAUAAUUUUCCUGUGAGCUCUCACUGUCUACGAGCAGCGGCUUUCUACAUCCGAGGUCUGUUUUCCUUCUUCCAAGGAAGAUACAACGAGGCAAAACGAUUUUUGCGAGAGACAUUGAAGAUGUCAAAUGCAGAAGACUUGAAUCGAUUAACAGCAUGUUCUCUCGUGCUCCUGGGUCAUAUAUUCUACGUGUUAGGGAAUCACAGGGAAAGUAAUAACAUGGUUGUACCAGCCAUGCAGCUCGCAAGCAAGAUCCCGGAUAUGUCUGUGCAGCUCUGGUCAUCAGCUCUGCUGAGAGACCUGAACAAAGCCUGUGGGAACGCCAUGGACGCGCACGAGGCAGCACAGAUGCAUCAAAACUUCUCCCAGCAGCUCCUCCAGGACCACAUCGAAGCGUGCAGUCUUCCAGAACACAAUCUCAUCACGUGGACAGAUGGACCACCUCCUGUACAGUUCCAGGCACAGAACGGACCCACCACCAGCCUGGCCAGUCUCCUGUGAGAAAGCAUUAACUAUCAGGACAGUGUGUUUAAAAAAGAAAGAAAGAAAAAGAAAAAAAAGCCAAAAAA
Pterocles gutturalis (yellow-throated sandgrouse) is the source of this 1631-nucleotide messenger RNA. RefSeq names its product MAU2 sister chromatid cohesion factor (gene MAU2). The transcript has 18 exons. The annotation marks the transcript as partial. Lineage: Eukaryota; Metazoa; Chordata; Aves; Pterocliformes; Pteroclidae. The record is from RefSeq and is a predicted model, not a curated record. Gene Ontology annotation, cellular component: chromatin; SMC loading complex. Gene Ontology annotation, biological process: mitotic sister chromatid cohesion; maintenance of mitotic sister chromatid cohesion. Gene Ontology annotation, molecular function: double-stranded DNA binding; protein binding.